UCGUUUACACCCAGUGUGACCAGCCUGCUGUGAAUGAACGACGCUUUUUCCACGUUUGUCCUCGAGGUGGAACGGACGGCCGGUUUGUUGGAGUUCCGCUGUCAGGAUUUACCGGAACUUUAGUCGCCUUCAGACACACACCUAGCUGCUGAUCCACCAUGGUAAUAAUUCAUGUUUUUAUCGAAGAAACAUUUUAAACGAGUUUCACAGCAUCUUCGGAAAGUUCCCAGUUCGUGGUUCGAGCGCGAGUCUGCUCGGUUACUGGUCUGGACAACCGAACUUCUGGGUCCGCUCACACAGUCUAAAAGUCACAUUUCAUUGAUGCAUUAGGACACAAUGGGUGUCCCACGCUGCAUCCUGCUGCUGCUGCUGGUUCAGGUCCCUCAGGCUCAGUCUAGACCAGCCACGGAGGACACAGACACAGAUGCAGUGAAAUCUUCUGAAGAUGAAGAUGACGAGUCAUCCUCAGAGGAAAAUAAACUGUCCAAUGAACUGUCAACAAGCAAUGAAAAGCUCCAGCCGUUGGCUCCACAGUGGGUGAUGCCAGAAAAAAUGGAGAAGCAGCUUCAUGCCGUUCCAGCCAGCAGGACGGUAAAGUUUCGCUGCCAGGCAACAGGAAACCCAGUUCCCAGUCUGCGUUGGUACAAAAACGGGAAGGAGUUCAAGAAAGACCAAAGGAUUGGAGGGUUUAAGAUCAGAGACCACAUGUGGACUCUGAUCAUGGAGUCAGUGGUUCCAUCUGAUAAAGGCAACUACACCUGCGUGGUGGAGAAUGAAUACGGGAGCCUCAAACAUACCUACCUGCUAGAUGUCGUUGAACGUUCUCCUCAUAGGCCGAUCCUGCAGGCCGGUCUGCCAGCCAAUCAGACUGCAGUUGUCGGUAGUGAUGUGGCGUUUGUGUGCAGAGUGUUCAGUGACCCACAGCCUCACAUCCAGUGGUUCAAACACAUCAGUGUCAAUGGUAGCAGAGAGGGACCCGACGGACAUCCCCACAUUCUGGUUCUCAAGACAGCAAAUUUGAACUCAACCGAUAAAGAAAUGGAGGUUUUGACUCUGAAGAACGUAACUCUGGAUGAUGCUGGAGAAUACACAUGCUUGGCGGGAAACGCCAUUGGUGUGUCCCACCACUCAGCAUGGCUUAAUGUGGUCAACGAGCUGCCACCCUCACCGGUUCCAUCACAGACGUACUUGGAGAUCUUCAUCUACUGCAUUGGAUUCAUCAUCGUCCUUAUCCUCACUGCCUCAGCAUUCAUCUAUAGGUUCUACUGCACCACGAAGAAGAGCGACUUCAACAGCCACCUGGCUGUGCAAAAACUAGCAAAGAGCUUUCGAAUGAGGAGACAGGUAUCAGUUGAGUCCUCCUCCUCCUUGCAGUUGGUGUGUUUAAUGCGUCAGUCCCGUCUCUCCAGUGCAGCUACCACAGUCCUGGCAGGAGUGGCGGAGUACGAACUUCCUUAUGAUUCUGCGUGGGAACUGCCACGUGAUCGUCUCACGUUGGGGAAGCCUCUGGGAGAAGGCUGCUUUGGUCAGGUGGUGCUCGCUGAAGCUGUUGGGAUUGACAAAAAUAAACCCACUCGCCUUUCCAAAGUGGCUGUGAAGAUGCUGAAAGCGGAUGCCACAGAGAAAGACCUGUCUGACCUGAUCUCUGAAAUGGAGAUGAUGAAGACGAUCGGGAAACAUAAAAACAUCAUCAACCUUUUAGGCGCCUGCACCCAGGAUGGCCCUUUGUAUGUGAUAGUGGAGUACGCCUCUCAGGGGAAUCUGAGGGAGUACCUACGUGCUCGCCGGCUGGCUGGGUCGGAGUGCUGGAGCGGCUUGCAGCAGGCUGCACUGGGCAGUGUGGAAAUCAGGGCGCUAGUGUCUGCUGCAUACCAGGUGGCCCGAGGAAUGGCAUACCUUGCUUCAAAAAAGUGUAUUCACAGAGACCUGGCAGCCAGGAACGUGCUGGUCACUGAGGACAACGUGAUGAAGAUUGCUGACUUUGGUCUGGCUCGAGACAUCCACCACAUCGACUACUACAAGAAGACUACUAAUGGCCGUUUGCCGGUGAAGUGGAUGGCACCUGAAGCUUUGUUUGAUCGCAUCUACACACACCAAAGUGACGUGUGGUCAUUCGGUGUUUUGUUGUGGGAAAUUUUCACUCUUGGGGGCUCUCCUUACCCUGGUGUCCCCGUGGAGGAGCUCUUCAAGUUGCUAAAGGAGGGACACCGCAUGGAGAAGCCCUCUGCCUGCACUCAGGAGCUGUAUCUGAUGAUGAGGGACUGCUGGCAUGCAGUUCCAUCUCGCAGGCCAACGUUUCAACAGCUGGUGGAAGAUCUAGAUCGGACACUUUCUCUAAUGACCAAUCAGGAGUACCUGGAUCUGGCCGUCCCUCUGGUCCAGUACUCACCCAUCCAGUACUCCCCGGUCUGUGUCUCCACGCCGACUCAUCCCUGUACCUCCACAUAGUUGUUGUGGAUACUUCCCCCCCCCCCAUCCCCACCUGCUUCCUGUGUCCAGUGCCAUGUUGUCUCAGAUGACUUCACCGGGCAGAAGAGAAGGUGAUGAGUUGAGCUCUUUUCUGCAUCCUGUUGUGAAGAACAGCUGGACUGAGCUGGACUUCAGAAACCCUGUUGAUGAUGUAGAUAGUGUGAAUAUUGUAAAUAUUAGUAUGCUAUGACAAAGAUCAGCUUGAAUUUCUCGCAUCAGUUCUUAACAUUUUGUGUAAAGUGUUAAGUUUGUGUCCAUUAGCAGCAUCCCAGACUCUCAGUAAUGGAAUAAUAUUUCAGUAAUGAACUUUCGUGUUUUCUCAACUUAUUUUCUUCACUUCUUUGUCAUUUUGAUACAUUUUUACCAAAAAUGUCUGUUUAUUUACAACAGUUAUCCUGUCCCCAUGCUGUAGUUCUUUUUUAAAACACAGAGCAGUUUUGUUUACCUGUUUUCACGUUGAUGGUGGUGGAUAAACAGAGAAGGAAGUGACGCCACCAUCAGCGUCAGCCUGAGGAAGUUUGCAGCCGCAAACGAAACGUAGCGGGAAACCAGGUAAACAAAACUGCUCUGUGUUUUAAAAAAUAACUACAGCAUGGAAUUAGAGAUACGACACAGCAAGAACACACCUAAGAAGUUAUCCUGUCCUCUGGUUACAAUGUAUAAAAUAACUAAAUACCAGUAUUAAAAUGUAUGCAUUUGAA
Molecule: messenger RNA, 3170 nt
Organism: Nothobranchius furzeri (turquoise killifish)
Lineage: Eukaryota; Metazoa; Chordata; Actinopteri; Cyprinodontiformes; Nothobranchiidae
Gene: fgfr1b
Product: fibroblast growth factor receptor 1b
Biological process (GO): multicellular organism development; positive regulation of cell population proliferation; positive regulation of kinase activity
Cellular component (GO): plasma membrane; signaling receptor complex
Molecular function (GO): ATP binding; fibroblast growth factor receptor activity; fibroblast growth factor binding
Source: RefSeq, a predicted model, not a curated record